This is a messenger RNA of Acanthosepion pharaonis, 1803 nucleotides long. Lineage: Eukaryota; Metazoa; Mollusca; Cephalopoda; Sepiida; Sepiidae. The record is from the annotation of a GenBank genome assembly.
AUGCCUUUAACAGUGACUGCUCCAGAAUUAGCUGAGGAAAAUGCAACAGGUCCAAUUCAACCUACCUGUGAGAAGAAUGAACCUGAAAGCACUGAUGCAUUAGAAGAACAUUGUGCAAUUGAUGAUGAAAAACUUAAAGAACCAAAAGAAGAGAAAUGUGAAGAGAAGGCAAUGGCUGACAAAGAAAAACAAGACAAAUAUGGAAACAAUUGGCCACGUCUCACCAAAGCAUUUCUUCGCCAGCAUUGCAAAGAUCUCAAAUUGUAUAUGACACCAGAACUUAAUGAUGUACUUUAUCUUCACUACAAAGGAUUUCCCUGCAUAGAAAAUUUAGAAGAAUAUACAGGACUAAAAUGUCUGUGGCUGGAGUGUAAUGGUCUGCUUAAAAUUGAGAACCUGGAUAACCAGAAGAACCUUAAAUGUCUAUACUUACAGCAAAAUCUCAUUCACAAAAUUGAAAAUCUUGAACAGCUACACCUUUUAUGCUGCCUGAAUGUCAGCAAUAACAUGAUUGAAAAGAUUGAAAACUUGUCUGGUCUUACCGAUUUGAGUACACUACAAAUAAGUCAUAAUAAACUGACAAAACUGGAUGAUAUUUUACAUUUGAUAGAAUGCACCAAUAUCAGUGUGCUAGACCUAUCUCACAAUCAUCUAGAAGACCCAGAAAUUGUGGAAGAAGUCUUUGCCAAAAUGCCAUCUUUGGGAGUUUUGUACCUCAUGGGGAAUCCUGUCAUAAAGAAAAUAAAAAACUACCGCAAAUACCUAAUUAUUUCUAUAAAAACACUGAAGUAUUUGGAUGAUAGACCAGUAUUCCCCAAAGACCGUGCCCUUGCAGAAGCUUGGGAAAUUGGUGGUGUUGAAGCAGAAACAGCAGAACGCAAAGCUUGGGCUGAAAAAGAAAGGAAAAAGAUUCAAGACAGUGUUGAUGCUCUUCAGAAAAUCAGGAAAAAAGCUGAAGCUCAACGAAUUCAAAAAAGACUUGAUGAAGAAAGAAAAGAAAGAAAUGAUGAAGAUAACAAAGUUGAGGUGUCUUCUGCAGUUGACAUUUUGAACCAAGCAAUUAAUGAUGAACAAACAAAAUCCCCAAAACAGCAGCAGCACAUAGAAAAGGAAUAUCAGAACGAUGCAUUCAACAUAGAUGUGAUUGACUUACGUAACAGUAGCCUGACAUCUUCCAAGGAAAAUGAGAGCAUCUUUAAUUUAGCAACUUCUCAUAAUCUUUUAGAGUGUGAAAACUUUAAAAGUUCUAUGUUGAAAAUAAGAAACAUAGAAACUGAAAACAAUGUAUUAGAAAACUCUGAUGUAGUUGACAAUAAUGAAAAGGGUAGAGGAAAAAGAAAAAAAUGGGAGCAAAAAAUUCAGAGUCUAGAAGACAUAAAAUCAAAUGAUAUUUCUUCAUUCACAAGCAAAAUGACUCAGGAGAUAUCUCCCAAGGAAAAACAUAAACCGCUAAUUGAAGAACUACAUGAUAUUCAAGAUAAUGCUAACAAUAUUGAUGGUAGCACAGAAUUAAUUACUGCAGAAUCUGAGAGUAGCACUCCUUUUAAUAAGAAAUUACAUGCUUCUGUAGCUGUCCAAGAUGAUAACAGUAAUGAUUCAACACAGAAAUUAUUAAUUGAAGAAAUUGACAUCCAGGAUAGCUGCUCUCAGGUUGCUGCUGAAGCCUUAAAGAAAGCAGAGGUUGAAUCAAGACAGAGUUGUGAUGAUGAGGAUCCAGACAUAUCAAAGAGAUGGGCAGCACCCAGGGAAGUUCCUGAAGGAAUCACCAUCAAAAAUGAUCAAACUAUUGAAGAGAAUAUCUAG